CUUGUGCCAAUGACGUUGAUGUCAUGUAUGGUGACAGUCGAUAUAGGUUAAAAAUUUAAAUUCAAAUUAUAAAGUAAUUCAAAAUUAACUACACCUCAAAGGAAUCACAAAAACAUAACUCUAAGCCUCGUUUAUUCUAAGUGAACAACACUUCUCGUAGUCACUCAUCAGUUUGGUUCUGUGGUUAUGCAAUAUGAAUCGCCUGAAGUUUUUGAGGAUUUCCAAAGUGAACUAUUCUAAUGUAAGCAUAGCCAGUGUAGAACAGUGGAAGACUAUUACAGAAAAAUUCAACGCUAAAAUCAAGGGAACAAUCGUCGAGAACUGGGUGAAGUACUGGAAGCUUGUUGCAAGGGACUAUCGUGAUGUUGCAAUAUCUCUGAAAGACGAGGCCAGGGCAAAACCUGGCAAGACAGUCCUAUACAUAACAGGUUUCGGAUUUUUAACACUGUGUAUGGCAAGUAAUCCCAACUCGAAAAGCUUCAGAGCUAAGUAUAUCCAGUGUGCAAAUGAUGUGGCUUUAGUGAGUUUAAAUGUCGCCAACCCUGAUUCUGUAAACCACCUUAAAUACAUUGAGAGAUGUUUCAACGCAAAUACAAUUCGAUAUGCCAACCUUGGACUGUUUUCUGUAAUUUGGGUUGAUGAAUUUAGCAGUGACUGUGAUACAUAUGAGUGUAAAUGUGCCUAUUUACAAGUACCUUACACAAAAUUGUCAGAAAGAAUUCUGGAUGUUGGGUUUAUGGGUAUAUGGUGGGUGAUAUCACGAAAAAUGUUAGACUAUGAUAUCAAUUACUGA
Messenger RNA from Acanthoscelides obtectus, 793 nucleotides. NCBI's taxonomy places the organism in Eukaryota, Metazoa, Arthropoda, Insecta, Coleoptera, Chrysomelidae. The record is from the annotation of a GenBank genome assembly.